GAUAGAUAUGGGAAAAUCUUUACAAGCACAUCGAUUCUUCAUGCCUGAGCGAAGGCCUGAAUUCGAGCAUGAAAAGAUUGGUGCCAAGAAGCUGUCUACCAUCCAGCUUUAGCUUGAGGAACCUAUGUGUACAGAAGGAUGUUUCCCACAGGCAGAAGCUCGACUGUCAGCCAGUUGUGCAAAUCGAGCAUCGUCGAAAGAUGAACUCUUGAAAUUGGCAAGAAAAUGCCAAAACCAAAGAGUGCAGACUCAGUUGAGGACAUGCAGACAGCUGUUGCAGUGGAUGGUUGACUCACUGAUUCUGCAGUUUAGUGCGGACCGAAGGCUGAAUUUACAACAUCUAGCAUGAAAAGAUUGGCACACAGAACUGUCUACUCUGCAGCUGUAGCUUGAGGGACCUACAUGCACAGAAGGUUGUUUUCUACAGGCAGAAACUUUACCGUCAGCCAGCUGUACAAAUCGAGAUUCCCAGAAGAUAAGCUUCUGAAAUUGGCGAGAACUUGCCCAAAGCAGAAGGUGCAGACUCAGUUGAGGACAUGCAGACAGCUGUUACAGCGUAUAUAUAUAUAGUUGACUCACUGAUUCUGCAGUUUAGUGCGGACCGGAGGCUGAAUUUACAAAAUCUAGCAUGAAAAGAUUGGUACACAGAACUGUCUACUCUGCAGCCGUAGCUUCAGGGACCUACGUGCACAGAAGGAUGUUUUCCACAGGCAGAAGCUUCACUUCAAAUUGGGUGGAUAUUUUGUGUGAAAGCCUGGCCACAAAGAUCCCUGGCACCACAGCUAUUCGCCCUCGAAGCCACGACCCAUCAGCUAGCUGUACAAAUGGAGAUUUCUAGAAGAUAAGCUUUUGAAAUUGGCAAAAAAUGAUCAAAACCAAAGAUUGCAGACUCAGUUCAGGCCAAAUGUCUUGCGGGAAAUGCCAGGAGAGCCAUUCAGCAACUGUCUACUGUGCAGCUGUCUACUGUGCAGCUGCAGCUCAAGCAACCUUUGGGCACAGAAAGAUGUUUCCCACAGGCGGACGCUUGACUGUCAGCCAGCUGUAUAAAUCGAGAUUCCCAGAAGAUAAGCUUUUGAAAUUGGCGAGAACUUGUCAAAACCAAAGAGUGCAGACUCAGUUCAGGCCAAAUAUCCUAAGGCCGAAUUUGCAACAUCUAGCAUGAAAAGAUUGGUACACAGAACUGUCUACUAUGCAGCCGUAUCUUAAGCAACCUACGUGCACAGAAGAAGGAUGUUUUCCACAGGCAGAAGCUUCACUUCAAAUUGGGCGGAUAUUUUGUGUGAAAGCCUGGCCACAAAGAUCCCUGGCACCACAGCUAUUCGCCCUCGAAGCCACGACCCAUCAGCUAGCUGUACAAAUGGAGAUUUCUAGAAGAUAAGCUUUUGAAAUUGGCGAGAACUUGCCCAAAGCAGAAGGUGCAGACUCAGUUGAGGACAUGCAGACAGCUGUUGCAGUGGAUGAUUGACUCAUUGAUUCAUCAGUUCUGCGCUGGCCGAAGGCUGACAUUCCAACACCUACUAUGAAAAGAUUGGUGCAAAGCAGCUGUCUACUGUGCAGCUGCAGCUUAAGCAACCUUUGGGCACAGAAAGAUGUUUCCCACAGGCGGACGCUUAACUGUCAGCCAGCUGUAUAAAUCGAGAUUCCCAGAAGAUAAGCUUUUGAAAUUGGCGAGAACUUGUCAAAACCAAAGAGUGCAGACUCAGUUCAGGCCAAAUGUCUUGCGGGAAAUGCCAGGAGAGCCAUUCAGCAACUGUUUGCCGCAGUAUUUUGUACAGAAUUUGGACAACGAUGUGCAUGUCUGCAUGUCUUAAUGCUUAAUUAUAGCUUGAACGUUUUCAGGGUGCCUGUAGAGAGGAACAUUUGAUGCCAAAAGCACGUUGCCAGGGUUUGGCGCAGGCCUAACAGGUUCCAAGACGUGAUGGUCUAAGGCCUCACACGGUGUGACAGCCGUGACAGCUUAACCACCAACCAUGGGUGUGGCAGGUUGGGCGUCGGCUUUGGUCCCCACCGUCACCCACUAAAGGCUCAAACCUUUCACCCUGUGUGUACAAUGAGGGCCGCCAAGCCUUCCACUGUAGAGACCUGUGAUUGCUCUGUUCUUACCAUCCCGCAGACCUGAAGGGGCCACAAUUGAGACGCUGCGGCAGCAUUGAGAGAUAGUGACAGAUGGAAGGAGCAGAGCCAGCUCACCAGAGGUCCCUGUUUCCCGAGUCUGACACGUUCUUUGCUGUUUGAGGCCCAUCCUGAAGAACCGAUGCAUGGCAUACAGUUUUGGCAUGUCAUCUCAACCAGCUCCCUGGCUUGCACCGUUGUGGUUGCAAGAUCUCUGACCAGUUAGUUGGAUCGCCUUCCACUCGAAUCGUGAUAUGAUCUCCAGCUAUUCUCAUGGCAUGAGACAGAUGAACAAGUUUACGUCAACCUGGAUGGAGCCUAAAGUGAUCCGCAGUAUCUCGGAUGCUGCUUUAAGCAUGGCAAGCUCUGCGUUGUCCAGCAUCGGCGGGAGUUGCCACACCAAAGGAAAGCAUGCUCAAGUUGACCCAUAUUUUGAUAUCCCGAUACGAUUGCUGCCUCGUUUCAUCACGGUAAGGAAGGAAAUCCGCGCAGUUUCUGAUGAAAACUCCGCUCUCCAGAGAGCUAAGCCAGCUAAGCCAGCAAAGCCAGCUAAGCCCAAGUCUUGUUUCUACCACUUGGAGAGGAAGGACUGAAGCUCGGCGAAUGGGAUAUCUUUCCUCGGCUCUCCCAUUUAUCCUCAGCCAAAGGCGAGAGGAAGUGUAAAAAGAAGACGAGAUCUUUGCCAUGCAGCAGGAAGUCCGUGUGUGCGCAAGCCAUCCAUUGCAAAGCGGGCCUUUCUGCUCCUGAGAUUGAAGAGUUCAACACGUAGCACGAGUAGCAAUGCCGACAGUAUGAUGAGGCUCUUCAGAAUUCGCAGCAGCUGAUGCUUCAUGCUCGCUGAGUCGUGCGGGACAGACAGCUUGCGAUUGUUGCUGUCAAUCUUCAGAAGGAAAGGAUCAUGCCGUUGCAAGCCUUCAUUGAGUCCGCCAGGACUGGUUUGGGUCCACCUUCUGCUGCAGAUCGCCUGGAGGAAUUUUCGCAUGGUAGGAUGACCAAGAUCUGUGAUGUGAAGCUGGCGCGUGGAGCCGUUCAGAGGCUCUUCCAGCCCUUGAGAGAACAAGUUACUAUGUUGAAGAGACACCACAGCAAUAUCUCCGAGGUGGAUUGAGCAGCUUUCAAUGAGGAGAAGAUCUUGCCUCUGCAGAACCAGAACUUGGCGAUUGGAUUCUUCAUCGACCACGUUGUGAUGCGCGUGAUGUGUUUGGUCGAGCUGCGUAGGAACAAAUUGAUCGGCCCUGCAGUGUCUGAAAAAACGUUUUUUUUUUUCGUCGAUGGUGCGGUGG
Messenger RNA from Cladocopium goreaui, 3395 nucleotides. Lineage: Eukaryota; Dinophyceae; Suessiales; Symbiodiniaceae. The record is from the annotation of a GenBank genome assembly.